Molecule: messenger RNA, 1958 nt
Organism: Loxodonta africana (African savanna elephant)
Lineage: Eukaryota; Metazoa; Chordata; Mammalia; Proboscidea; Elephantidae
Product: sialic acid-binding Ig-like lectin 14
Biological process (GO): cell adhesion
Cellular component (GO): plasma membrane
Molecular function (GO): sialic acid binding
Source: RefSeq, a predicted model, not a curated record
CAGAGGGACCAGGAGCUGGCUCCAGGCCCUGCAGUCCCAGACAUGCUGCCACUGCUGCUGCUGCUGCCCCUGCUGUGGGGGGGGUCCCUGCAGAAGGAGUAUCUGUGGUUCAAGCUACAAGUGCCAGAGUUGGUGACGGUGCAGGAGGGCCUGUGUGUCCUUGUACCCUGCAAAUUCUCCUACCCCCAGGAUAUGUCACCUUCCACUGACCCACUCUACAUCUACUGGUACUACGCUUCAGACAACAUAUAUCGAAGAAGUCCUGUGGCCACAAACCACCAAGACCAAGUAGUGAAGACAGAGACCCAGGGCCGAUUCCACCUCCUUGGGGACCCCAAGACCAACAACUGCUCCCUGAGCAUCAGAGAUGCCAGGAAGAGUGACACAAGGACCUACAUGUUCCGAGUGGAGAGAGGACAAAAUAUACAACAUACCUACAAAGAGAAGCUGAAUUUGCAGGUGACAGACCUGACAGAGAAACCCAACAUCCACAUUCUGGAACCUCUGGAGUCUGGCCACCCUAUAAACCUGACCUGCAGCCUGCCAGGAUCCUGUGAGGGGGGGAGACUGCUCACCUUCUCCUGGACAGGGGAGCUUAACAUGCUGGGCCCUAGCACUCUCCAGUCCUCGGUGCUCACCCUCAUCCCAAGGCCCCAGGACCAUGGCACCUACCUCACCUGUCAGGUGAACUACCAAGAGUCUCAGGUGACCACGAAGAUUACCAUCCCGCUUAAUGUCACCUAUGCACCAGAGAACCUCGCCAUCAACAUCUUCUUCCAAAAUGGCACAGUCCUCAAGGUCAUGGAAAAUACCAUAUCCCUUACCAUUCUGGAGGGCCAGUCCCUGCGUCUGGUCUGUCUUGCUGACAGCAACCCCCCUGCAGAGCUGAGCUGGUUCCAAGGAUCCCAAGCCCCGAGCCCCUCCUCCGUCUUCACAACGGGGGAGCUGGAGCUGCCUCAAGUGAGAAUUGGAAAUGAAGGACAGUUCACCUGCCGAGCUCAGAACCCGCUGGGCUCCCAGCGCAUCUCUCUGCGUCUCUCUGUGCUCUACACCCUCCAGCUGCUCCGCCCCUCCUGCUCCUGGGAGGCCGAGGGUCUGCACUGCAGCUGCUCAGCCCGAUCCCAGCAGGCCCCCUCCCUGCGCUGGCGGGUUGGGGAUGGGCUGGUGGAGGGGAACAGCAGCAACGCCUCCGUCACGGUCACCUCCAGCUCCGCCGGGCCCUGGGCCAACAGCUCCCUGAGCCUCCGCGGGGGGCUCAUCCCUGGCCUUGGGAUCCACUGCGAGGCCCAGAACGACCAUGGGAACCAGAGUGUCACCGUCCUGCUGCUGCCAGAAGGCCGCCUUUCCUGCCCCUGUUUCACUAAGGUGAAAGAGGGCUUCGGGCCCCUGAUCCUCAUCCUGAUCAGGGGGGCUCUCAUGGGCGCUGGCUUCCUCCUCACCUAUGGCCUCACCUGGAUCUACUAUACUCGGUGCGGAGGCCCCCAGAGGAGCAGGUCUGAAUGAGCCUCCUUCUUUCUCAAGACAGGACUGAGGUGUGGUCAUGGAGCCCAGAGUAACAGGCAUGGGGACGUCACUGUCACUGUCUCCCUGGAAACUCUUGGUCCACACCCCCACCCACUGUCCCUUUGCUUUGUGCCAAUCCCACUUCCCAUGUACUGUCCUCAUCUGUCCCUGUCCCCCCACUCCACUCUCUCCCUAUCUACUAGACCCACCUGUCCCUGUUCCCUCCUGACCCCAGCCCCCAGUUCUGUGGUUGAAGGAAUAACGGGAACUUGCCCUCCCACCACCCCAAUAUUGCCUUUGUUAGGACUGGGCUUCCGUUCAUCCAAACAUUCCUUCCUGUCAAGUUUAUGUGUAGAAGACCACUGUCUCAUUAUAAUUGUUUUGAAAUGUUACAAAAUAUAAUUAUAGUGAAAAGUUUUAUUAAAUACAAUAUAAAAGACAAUCAAUAAAAGUUA